AUGGAUCAAAGAAUGAGACGAGUUAUAAGAUGGUAUGCGCAAUAUCUGGAAGUCUUGUCUGAUAAGCCGGUACAACGAUUUCUCUUCGGUAACUUCAGAAUGUUGGUUUGCCUCAGACAUUUGCCGGCCCGUGCAUACGUAUGCCGGUCACGAAUCGCUGUGUCAAGUAGAACAUUUGCCGAUAGAAUAUCCGACGCUUAUAAUAAGAAUGUCCAGACGGAGGAGAAGAUUGCGAAGGAUAACCAGAAGGAGUUCACAAGUAGAGUUCAAUAUGACGAACAAGUGAAAGCGCAGAGGACUAGACCUUCUGACGCCGAAAUGACUGUAUCGCCUACUUCAUGGCAAAAGUACUUCUUGGUCGCUACAGGGUUGUUUCAGAGUCAAAAGGAUGUACCGCACUCUGUUUCAAACGCCACCAUGAGUCGUAUGCACCACAGACUGCGAGUGAUCAUGUUGUCGAUGAUCACACUCUGCUUUUUCGUCGUCGUCUGGUAUUUCAAGAGCAAUCAUAACAACAGAGUUCUACGCGGUAGUGCUGCGAGCGCGUUGCCGAUGCACAAGGAGUCCACUAAGGGGUCGUCAGAGUAUCCUAGUUACAUGGACUUGGGUGGAUGUGGUGUUGAUGAUGAGAGAGAGUCAUACCUCAAUCAAAUUAGUCAAUUUAACACAACGUUCGGCUGUUACAGCAUGAGUUUCUUCUAAAAUCGAAAUCUAGUCUCUCCAGUUUCUCUUACAAUCUCUUUUUCCAUUUUGUUCCGAUGCGAAGUUACGACUCUUAUGUAGCAUUUGAUCGGGCUAGUCGGUCUUUCAUUCUGUAUAUAGCUUAUGUAAACUUGUAUAGAUAAGUAGCCCAACUUUGUUGAUAAAAGCAUAUAUAGCUUCGUUGAUUUAAUAUUGUCAUUACAUGUACAGAAUAAAAGCUCUUUAUAUC
Cylicocyclus nassatus is the source of this 931-nucleotide messenger RNA. Lineage: Eukaryota; Metazoa; Nematoda; Chromadorea; Rhabditida; Strongylidae. The record is from the annotation of a GenBank genome assembly.